This is a messenger RNA of Dermochelys coriacea (leatherback sea turtle), 645 nucleotides long. Its product is annotated as dual specificity phosphatase 29-like. NCBI's taxonomy places the organism in Eukaryota, Metazoa, Chordata, Testudines, Dermochelyidae. The record is from RefSeq and is a predicted model, not a curated record. The transcript has 3 exons. The coding region runs from base 1 to 645 and encodes 214 amino acids. Gene Ontology annotation, biological process: protein dephosphorylation; negative regulation of MAPK cascade. Gene Ontology annotation, cellular component: cytoplasm. Gene Ontology annotation, molecular function: MAP kinase phosphatase activity; protein tyrosine/serine/threonine phosphatase activity.
AUGUCUUCAGCAGGUUUGAACAUCAUGAAGAGAAGUGCCUACGCAGCAAUCAAAGUGGACCCUGACGGAGACUACUAUACCCCCGGCACAUUUGAACUGGAGCGGCUCUUCUGGAAAGGCAGCCCAAAGUAUACUCACGUCAAUGAAGUCUGGCCUAAUCUCUACAUAGGAGAUGAGAAAACUGCAUUAGAUCGCUACAGCCUUGAGAAAGCCGGCUUCACCCACAUCCUCAAUGCAGCCCACGGCCGGUGGAAUGUGGACACAGGACCAGACUACUACAGUGACAUAGCCAUUGAGUACCAUGGAGUAGAAGCUGAUGAUCUCACCACCUUCAACCUCAGCCAGUUCUUUUAUUCAGCUGCUGAAUUCAUUGAAGCUGCACUCCAAGAUCAGAGAAACAAGAUCUUGGUUCAUUGUGCCAUGGGACGCAGCCGAUCCGCCACCUUGGUCUUGGCUUAUCUGAUGAUUUACAAGAAUAUGACAGUGGUUGAUGCCAUUGAGCAAGUGCUGCAGCACCGAUGCAUCCUCCCAAACCGCGGCUUCCUGAAACAGCUGAGAGAACUGGACAUAAAGCUGGCUCUGGAGAGGACAAAUGCCAAGAAUGGCAUCCAAGUCAGUGGAGAGGAGCAUGGCAAAGAGAUAUAG